Molecule: messenger RNA, 3400 nt
Organism: Electrophorus electricus (electric eel)
Lineage: Eukaryota; Metazoa; Chordata; Actinopteri; Gymnotiformes; Gymnotidae
Biological process (GO): regulation of GTPase activity
Molecular function (GO): GTPase activator activity; small GTPase binding
Source: RefSeq, a predicted model, not a curated record
CUCUUACUAAGACCAGAUCUUCAAGGUCUGCUCCCUUUGUGGAGUGUGUUGUUACACUCCCUGGUGUUUCUCAUGGCGUCCUACACAGUAGUCACUGUGCCAGCACGGAGCAACUGCAACAGUGUGGAUGCCUUCCGAUUCUUCCUGUGGGUGAAGAAACUACAGGAACUGGAAAGGGAGAAGGACAUGUUGUGGCUGGGGAUGAAGGCGCUCGAGCAGGUCCGUGGCUGGAUACACUGCAAACUGGAGGGAAACAACAGACAACACAGCUACAGGGGGACUGAAGGAAAGUUAGAGGAAAGUUAGUGUGAAGUCCUAAGCACUGGCUAUCUGUGGGCUCAGAUGCAGAGGGUAAGCAGCACUCCGAACAGGAUGGUGUGUGACUCCAUCUGGGUGCCACCCUGCCCAGCACAGACAACCCACAGAGGUCCUAGGAGUCAAGUGGAACCAGGCUUCUAAUGUCUUCCCAGGACAUGGGAGAGCACUGUAAAGGGCAGCUUUAACAAUGAUCUCGUGCCAAACUAACAUAAAAUUGUUCAUUUAAAAUGACAACUAUAAUGGUUAAUUCCCAUGUUUUCUCUUCCAUGCUGAAAAUUUUCACAUAAAAUGUAAGUAAUACUUCAGAUUUAGUCUCUGCUUAAUCUUACCGGACUUGGUAGUGCUGCUUUAAAAAAAUUUUUUUUUAAGUUUUAGAAUGACUUAAAACAUUAAAAACAUGUAAAACGGAGUUUAACGUACAUAGUGUCAUCUUAUUUUAAAUCUUCACUUUGCACACGGCAACCACAAUUAAGUUAUAUUACAUCAGCACUAAAAGGGAGUAAAAGUCCUCAUUGUGCGAGCGCCAGGACUUUUAUGUUGAAGGGCUCUCAUGCUGUUAGCCAUAUUGGAAACAAUCUGGCGGUGAGUUCAAGAAGGCAGACAACUUGGCUCAUAACAGGGAUUAAUUAACAAGAUAACGAGUGAAACUUUGUAACUAAGCCAAAACAUGUUACGGAGAAGGAGCAGCAGCAGCAGCGCAAAAGGCUCAAGGAAACAGCGAAGCAGCAGCGUGGGCUUUGACGAAUUCGGCUUUGCGUUAAGUAAAAAAGAGAAGAAACUGCAACAUAGAUGCCAUGAUUACAGCUAUCCCCAGCCAAAUGCCGUCAAAGUCAAAGAGCUGUGCGAACUUCUCAGCUAUUGGAAUGGAUCCAGUUUCAUUUGUAGAAGUCAGAUCGAGCGGUUUAUCCGCAUGGGAAUACCUCCCGCGUUGCGAGGGCGGGUGUGGAAACGUCUGCUCAACAUCGAGACCGUCAGGCUGUCCAGUGACUUCAGCUACCAGGCUUGUCUGAGUGAGAUCAGGAAGCCACUGAAGGACCUUGGCCUGAGUGAGUAUGGCGUCAUCUCAGUCAUCACCACGCUGGGUGACGGAGAGCAUGAUGUCAGCUCAGACCCCACACUCGUCACGCCCUCUUUGACCUCCUCCUAUGUGGACGCGGCCCUCUUCAGAGAGAUCGCUCUGGACCUGCAGAGGUCUUUCCCUACUCAUCGCUCUCUCAUGGGUGACAGCCCUGAAGCCAUUGAGGGCCAGGCCAAGCUUUUCCGAGUGCUCACUGCAUAUGCGAAAUACAACCCCCAAAUCGGCUACAGCCAAGGGAUGUCCUACAUUGCUGCAGUAUUCCUCAUGGUCCUGGAUGAGGAGGAAGCUUUCUGGGCCAUGGUGAUUCUGCUGGAGAAACCCAAGUACCUUUCUGAACUCUUCGACUCCUCGCUCAAAAAGAUCCAGCACCAGGCGCUGGUGUUUCAGCAGUUACUGAAGCAUCGGGAGCCACAGCUCUACCAGCACAUGGAGAAGCUUGGUGUUUCCUCACUCCAUUUCAUCAUGCAGUGGUUCCUGACGCUCUUCACCUUUCUCCCAUGCUGGGACUCUGUCCUGGCUAUCUGGGACCUCUUCCUGCUCCAUGGCGUGACGGCUGUCUUUCGUGCCGGACUGGCCAUCCUGCAGUUGAUGGAGGCGCGGCUCCUGAGUGUGACGGAGGAGGCGGCCGUGCUUCCUGUCCUGCUGCGUGUGCCUGUGGACAUCUCUCGAUACUGUGUUCUGAUCCCUGCUCUCUGGAGCAUUGAGGUACAGGAGUGGGAGAUCAACUGUAUGACUAGCCUCAUUCUGGAGGAGACAACAGAGGAGCACAACACAAGGAAUCCAGUGAACGGCAGUGUGGACCCUCAGUGCAGUGAGGAGCAGGAUGGUCAGAAAUCUGCUGCUGAAAGCCCUGCCUACAACUCACCAUGUGAGAGAGAGGCUGUGGGCUCUGGAGGGAAGAACGUCUUUGCACGUCUGCUGAAGGUAGCACAGAGAUACCUGGCAGACACAGCCAAGCACAGCACAGCAGUCAAGGGCCGGGCCUCUACUGGCAAACUCAGAUCAGCGGCAGCCUGUUUGCCUAAAGAGAGGACCUGCAGUACCUUAUCCCAGAAGAGGAGAAGCCAAAGCAGGCAGUCCCCGCAUGCAGCUGUAGGUGUGGUCAGAAAAGAGCCACUCCCCCUUCAGGCCUCUGGAGGAGGUGAAGCUGAGGACAGUGGCCCGAAGCUUUUCCGAAGGCUGAAGUCUGGAUCUGUGAGCAGAGUGGUCCGCAAGCGCAGUGGAGGAGCCACAUCCCGCCGGGCCCGUUCCGUGGCUGUACACGGGCGUGCCCCCCAAGCCCAGCCGUCCCCCGGCCCGGCCUCACGGGUUCAGCACCAGGCCAGUGUGGAGUCCCGGAAAUCCCCCCACAGGAACCUCUCACAAGGACGUACCCCACUGGCUGAGUGCAAUGGCGCCAUCAGUCCUUCUUCAGCCAAUCAGGUGCGGGAGUCCCAGCUCAUCUGAAAGGGGAAAGGGGGCCAGGGGAAAACGCCUCUCUCCUCGGUGAGCGACUCGAGCCUUAAUGGGGGUGUCUCCACCUGGACCUUCAUGUUCUGACAACUAACUACUUUUUGGUUGGAGCAAAGUUUGAUCCAGGCAACCUUAACCACCAAUAGUCCAACCUUAAUAGUCAAUUAACCUCAUAACUUUCUAACCAGAGUGAGCAUGAGAGAAGCUGUUUAUGGAACUUUGAAAUGUAUUAUUGGAUAGAUAGCCUCCAUCUGUGGCGCUAUUUUAAGCCGGGAAUGGCAUGUCAUGUUUUGCUCUUUAGUAGUUCUGUAGUUUAUUAGUCAUUAAUAUGAUUACUUAUUGCUUCUCAUGGUAAUUAUAAGCACUAUGUAAUUAUAAACACAGUAAUUAUAUAAGAUAUCAUUAAACAAGACCUGCUAAUCUGGCUACAUUCACCUCUUUACAAGGAAUUUCUCUGAUGGAUUUCCAAAGUGCAACAUCCGUUAUUUUUAAUUCCUUAGAGUGUUUGUUUUUACAGUCAUAUUUGUAACCAUUUAUGAUAAUAAAAGAUGA